Molecule: messenger RNA, 255 nt
Organism: Sphaeroforma arctica JP610
Lineage: Eukaryota; Ichthyosporea; Ichthyophonida
Exons: 1
Source: RefSeq, a predicted model, not a curated record
AUGUCGAAAGGGGCCAGCACUUUCCUGCAGCAACGUUAUAUCGACGGAGCAUCUGCGUUGAUGUUAGUGAUAUCGCAAAACUUCAUUACUACGAACGAAUACAGCUGGCAUAAGAUCCGUAUGGAUCAAAGGGAUACACCCAUGGAGAAGUUGACUGCAACGGAUAAUAUUGAGUCCACUGUUUAUGGUCGUGAUGCCGAGAGUCUUAUUAGUACGAUGAUCGAGGGCGGAUAUGACCCAAAUCUACAAGAUGAG